Sorghum bicolor (sorghum) is the source of this 2170-nucleotide messenger RNA. Its product is annotated as vacuolar cation/proton exchanger 1b. The record is from RefSeq and is a predicted model, not a curated record. Gene Ontology annotation, molecular function: calcium:proton antiporter activity. Bases 233 to 1741 code for a protein of 502 amino acids. Gene Ontology annotation, biological process: intracellular calcium ion homeostasis; calcium ion transmembrane transport. The transcript is spliced from 11 exons. Gene Ontology annotation, cellular component: plant-type vacuole membrane. NCBI's taxonomy places the organism in Eukaryota, Viridiplantae, Streptophyta, Magnoliopsida, Poales, Poaceae.
AUCGCAUUCGCAUCAGAGCUCCCAGCGGCCCUUCUUCUUUCUCCAGCAAGCAGCAGCAGCAGCAGCAGGCCCGGCCGCCCAGUUGGCAAUUGCAUUGCCGUGAUGGUGAUCUGAUUUCUGUAGCCACGGCGACGGUGACGCCGUGUGUGACGGUGGAGAGCAAGGAGCUGGAGCUGGGUGACUGACGAGCAAGGCCCACCCACCGUAGGUGAACGGCAAAACCCAAUAGGCAAUGCCUGUAGCUGCAGGCGCGGCUCCAGCUCCACACACGAGGACCAACGCAGCCCUCGGCCCCCCGCUUUCCUACUGGGGCGGCGCCGCUGUUGGCGCAGAGGAGCAGAGGUGGCGUAUCGGCAUGGACUCCGCCGCCGCCGCUCUCCUCGACUCCUCCGCCUCCGCCUCUUCCUCCGCCGCCGCCAACGGCAACGCCAAGGAGAUGCCCGCCCGACUCCUCGCCCACCGCACCGCCCACAACAUGUCCUCCUCCUCGCUCCGCAAGAAGUCCGACCUCGCGCUCCUCCGCAAGGUCCCCUGCGCCACGCUCCGCCGCCUCCUCGACAACUUCCAGGAGGUCCUGCUCGCCACCAAGCUCGCCCUCCUCUUCCCCGCCGUCCUCCUCGCGCUCGCCGCGCGAAUCUUCCAAUUCGGCCAGGAAUGGGUCUUUGUGCUUAGCUUGAUCGGUCUCGUUCCUCUUGCUGAGCGACUUAGCUUUCUGACUGAGCAGGUUGCGUUUUACACAGGGCCUACUGUGGGUGGACUGUUGAAUGCAACAUUUGGAAAUGUAACAGAGGUCAUCAUUGCAAUCUUUGCGCUGUAUGAAGGCAAGGUAGUGGUGGUGAAAUGCUCCCUACUCGGCUCAGUCUUGUCCAACUUGUUGCUUGUGCUUGGAACCUCCCUUUUCCUUGGUGGCCUGGCUAACCUUGGAACUGAGCAGCUAUACGACAGAAUGCAAGUAGAUGUCAGCACAGGACUUCUGAUUCUUGGUGUGCUAUGCCACUCUCUGCCACUGAUGCUGAGGUAUGCUGUGAGCUCCGGGGAGCACGCGGUAUCUUCUUGGGAUUCAGAACUGGAGCUAUCCCGAGCAUGCAGCAUUGUCAUGCUCCUUGCCUAUGUAGCCUACCUUUUCUUCCAACUGAAAACCCACCGCCAACUCUUUGAGCCCCAAGAGGUCGAAGAUGAUGGUGAUGAUUCAGUCUCUCAAGACGAGGUGGUACUGGGAUUUUCCAGUGCCAUGAUUUGGCUGGGGGUCAUGACUCUGAUGACAGCAGUCCUAUCAGAGUUUGUUGUGAGUACAAUUGAGGCAGCAUCAAAAUCAUGGGAACUAUCUGUCAGCUUCAUUAGCAUCAUCUUAAUUCCAAUAGUUGGUAAUGCAGCAGAGCAUGCCGGUGCAGUCAUAUUUGCUUUUAAAAACAAGCUGGACAUCACCCUCGGAGUAUCUUUGGGUUCUGCUACACAGAUUUCCAUGUUUGUGGUGCCAUUGAGUGUCCUUGUAGCAUGGAUCAUGGGAGUCCCGAUGGAUCUUGAUUUCAACUUGCUUGAGACUGGUUCUUUGUUUCUUGCAGUAUUAGUAACGGCCUUCACGCUCCAGGAUGGAUCAUCGCAUUAUCUGAAGGGACUGCUGCUGCUGUUUUGUUACAUUGUCAUUGCUGUAUGCUUUUUUGUUUUGAGACAGCGUGGAAAUGGAAGCAACAAUGAUGUCCAUCAUCAGCUGGGUGUAGCAAGCAAGCCAUGGAGGAUUUAGAGUGCCAGAGCUGACAGUAGUUUCUCAAUGAAUAGCAUGGACUUUGGUUUGCACAAUUUUGCAUGGAGCACUGGAGGAGCCCUGUGAAGUUCUGACUAAAGUAUGUAGACUGCGGGAAGAUGCUGUGCAUCUAAUGGUGAAAGCAGAAAGCAAUCAAGCGAGACAAUAUGUAAGUACAUACAAAGACUAUAGCUGUAAACUGAUGCGUAUGUCGUAUUAUAUAGAUGUUGCUUGAGAAAGUGUACAUUACUGUUGUUUUGUUCUUCCAACCGAGGUGGUGUUAUGUGGAUUUGUUAGCACUUGAGCAGAGAUAAUAGGCAAAGCAAUGCAACUAGAAUUCGGUUGAGCUGUUGAAAUCGUCUCCUGUAAAUCAGUGACAUAUAUAUCUUACUAUUUCCAACUGGGCUUUUAAAGGAGCCUUUAUGUUAA